GCUCCCGCUUCCGGGCGUGGCCGCCAUUUUUGGCGGUGCUGGCGGCUUCCGAGUGCUAGUAGUUGGACUGGACCAUGAGCUACGACUACCAUCAGAGCUGGGGCCGGGACGCGGGACCGCGGGGCUCUGGCGGGGGCUACGGCGGCGGCCGCGGAGGGAGCCGGGGCUCGGGCGGCGGCGGCGGCGGAGGCGGGGGAGGCCGCGGAGGUCGGGGCCGGCAUCCCGGGCACCUUAAGGGCCGCGAGAUCGGCCUGUGGUACGCGAAGAAGCAGACGCAGAAGAACAAGGAUGCCGAGAGGCAGGAGAGAGCUGUGGUACACAUGGAUGAGAGACGAGAAGAGCAGAUUGUCCAGCUGUUGAAUUCGGUCCAAGCUAAGAACGAUAAAGAUUCCGAAGCACAGAUAUCCUGGUUUGCUCCUGAGGAUCAUGGGUAUGGUACUGAAGUUUCCUCUGAGAAAAAAAUAAAUUCAGAUAAGAAACUUGACAACCAAGAAAAGAAAUCAGUGAACCAAGAAAAAAAGACAUUUAGAGUCACAGACAAAUUAUAUGUUGACCGAGAUUCUGAGUAUCUGUUGCAAGAAAAUGAACCAGAUGUGAGCUUAGACCAACAAUUAUUGGAAGAUUUACAAAAGAAAAAAACUGACCCUCGGUAUCUAGAGAUGCAGCGUUUCAGAGAAAAGCUGCCUUCAUAUGGAAUGCAAAAGGAAUUGGUAAAUUUAAUCAAUAACCAUCAGGUAGCAGUAAUAAGUGGUGAAACUGGUUGUGGCAAAACCACUCAGGUUACUCAGUUCAUUUUGGAUAACUACAUUGAAAGAGGAAAAGGAUCUGCAUGCAGGAUAGUGUGCACUCAGCCAAGAAGAAUCAGUGCCAUCUCAGUUGCAGAAAGAGUGGCAGCAGAAAGGGCCGAAUCCUGUGGCAAUGGUAAUAGUACUGGAUACCAAAUUCGUCUCCAGAGUCGGUUGCCAAGGAAACAGGGUUCUAUCUUAUACUGUACAACAGGAAUCAUCCUUCAGUGGCUCCAGUCAGACUCGCGUUUGUCCAGUGUUAGUCAUAUUGUACUUGAUGAAAUUCAUGAAAGGAAUCUACAGUCAGAUGUUUUAAUGACUGUUAUUAAAGAUCUUCUCAAUUUUCGAUCUGAUCUGAAAGUAAUAUUGAUGAGUGCAACAUUGAAUGCUGAGAAAUUUUCAGAAUAUUUUGGUAACUGUCCAAUGAUACAUAUACCUGGUUUUACUUUUCCGGUUGAGGAAUAUCUUUUGGAAGAUAUAAUUGAAAAAAUAAGAUACGUUCCAGAGCAAAAAGAGCAUAGAUCCCAGUUUAAGAGGGGUUUCAUGCAAGGGCAUGUAAACAGACAAGAAAAAGAAGAAAAGGAAGCCAUCUAUAAAGAACGCUGGCCGGAUUACACGAAGGAACUGCGCAGAAGAUAUUCUGCAAAUACCGUGGAUGUUUUGGAAAUGAUGGAUGAUGAUAAAGUUGAUCUGAAUUUGAUUGCUGCCCUUAUUCGGUACAUUGUUUUGGAAGAAGAGGAUGGUGCAAUACUGGUCUUUCUACCAGGCUGGGACAAUAUCAGCACUUUACAUGAUCUCUUGAUGUCACAAGUGAUGUUUAAGUCAGAUAAGUUUCUUAUUAUACCUUUACAUUCACUGAUGCCUACAGUAAACCAGACACAGGUAUUUAAAAAAACUCCUCCUGGUGUUCGGAAAAUAGUAAUUGCUACCAACAUUGCAGAAACUAGCAUUACCAUAGAUGACGUGGUUUAUGUGAUAGAUGGAGGAAAAAUUAAAGAGACACACUUUGACACGCAGAACAACAUCAGUACGAUGUCUGCUGAAUGGGUUAGUAAAGCUAAUGCCAAACAGAGGAAAGGUAGAGCUGGAAGAGUUCAACCCGGUCAUUGCUAUCAUCUGUAUAAUGGCCUUAGAGCAAGUCUUCUAGAUGACUAUCAACUACCAGAAAUUUUGAGAACCCCUCUGGAAGAACUUUGUUUGCAAAUAAAGAUUUUAAGGCUAGGUGCAAUUGCCUACUUUCUGAGUAGGUUAAUGGAUCCACCAUCAGAUGAAGCAGUAUUGCUCGCCAUAAAACACUUGAUGGCACUGAAUGCGUUGGAUAAGCAAGAAGAAUUAACACCCCUUGGUGUCCACUUAGCCCGACUGCCUGUCGAGCCACAUAUUGGAAAAAUGAUUCUUUUUGGAGCUUUGUUCUGUUGCUUGGACCCAGUCCUCACCAUUGCUGCUAGUCUCAGCUUUAAAGACCCCUUCGUCAUUCCGCUGGGAAAAGAAAAGAUUGCAGAUGCAAGAAGAAAGGAAUUGGCAAAGGAAACCAGAAGUGACCACCUGACAGUUGUAAAUGCAUUUGAGGGUUGGGAGGAAGCUAGACGUCGUGGUUUCAGAUACGAAAAAGACUAUUGCUGGGAAUAUUUUCUGUCCUCUAACACACUGCAGAUGCUGCACAAUAUGAAGGGGCAGUUUGCUGAGCAUCUUCUUGGAGCUGGAUUUGUAAGCAGUAGAAGUCCUAAAGAUCCAAAGUCAAAUAUCAAUUCAGAUAAUGAGAAGAUAAUUAAAGCUGUCAUCUGUGCUGGUUUAUAUCCCAAAGUUGCUAAAAUCCGACUAAAUUUGGGUAAAAAAAGAAAAAUGGUGAAAGUGCACACGAAGUCCGAUGGUCUGGUUGCUAUUCAUCCUAAGUCAGUCAAUGUGGAGCAGACGGAUUUCCAUCACAACUGGCUCAUCUAUCACCUGAAGAUGAGAACAAGCAGUAUAUACUUGUAUGACUGUACAGAAGUUUCCCCAUACUGUCUUUUGUUCUUUGGGGGUGAUAUUUCCAUCCAGAAGGAUAAUGAUCAGGAAACUAUUGCUGUAGAUGAAUGGAUUGUGUUUCAGUCUCCAGCAAGAAUUGCCCAUCUUGUUAAGGAGUUAAGAAAGGAACUGGAUAUCCUUCUGCAGGAGAAGAUUGAACGCCCUCACCCUGUAGACUGGAAGGACACUAAGUCCAGAGACUGUGCAGUGCUGUCGGCUAUUCUAGACUUGAUCAGAACACAGGAAAAGGCAGCUCCGAGGGACUUGCCACCCCGAGUACAGGGUGCGUAUUACAGCCGACGGCUUCCUGUGUCGGUCUAAAAGCCACUUUGGAAUCCAUUUUCUUCUCUCUUUUUGGCAAAAUGCCAGACCCUGGGUUAUAACUCGAUUGUGUGUGUAAGAUAGAAACCUACAGUGGGUAGUAAAGAGUUAAUGUGCAUGACUAGAUGGUGUUAUCUGUAGUUAUUGUAAAGAUACCGUAAAAAAUACGCUCUUUGAUCAUAAGACUCUAUUGUACAUAUGUCCACACCUUGAGGGUAUUCCUGUUAUAUAUCCUGGGUGUUGAACCUUGAGAAAGCCCUUUGUGCCAUUAUGCAAAAUGAAUUUUCUGCCCAUGACUGUCUAGAGCCAGUAAAAAUAGAAUGCUUGGCCAAAGAGCAUUGUGAAGUAAGAAUCUGAAUACAACCACAUUUUUUAAAAUGAACUUCAAUUAAAAGUAAAUUUGUUGUAAUAAAGCCUGGUAUUUAAUAAAAUGUACAAACGUGUAAAUCUCA
This is a messenger RNA of Nannospalax galili (Upper Galilee mountains blind mole rat), 3562 nucleotides long. It is a transcript of the gene Dhx36, whose product is annotated as DEAH-box helicase 36. NCBI's taxonomy places the organism in Eukaryota, Metazoa, Chordata, Mammalia, Rodentia, Spalacidae. The record is from RefSeq and is a predicted model, not a curated record. The coding region runs from base 75 to 3110 and encodes 1011 amino acids. The transcript has 26 exons. Gene Ontology annotation, molecular function: DNA helicase activity; ATP binding; G-quadruplex RNA binding. Gene Ontology annotation, cellular component: cytoplasm; nucleus; intracellular anatomical structure.